AGGUUGUCGUUGUUCACUUUCUUCCUCAAACGAUAACAAUAAAAUAAUAGAAUAUUAACAAGGAAAAGAAAAAGCUCCAUGUUCUGUCUCCAAUGGCUGGAGCUGCUGCAACUACACCACCAUUAAUCAAUCUCACACACUCCUCCAAGCCUCGUCGCUUCUCUGCAAACAACAUUCCCUUCUCUUACCAACGCUUUUAUUCCGGAUUCUACCUCAACCGCAGUCUAAAGCCCAUAACCACCAAAUGUCAUAGCAAGCUGAACAGUUCGGGUGGGGGAGAGCCACAUGAGAUGGAUGAAGCGGAUUUUUAUGAUGAGUAUGAUGGAAUUGAUGAUGACAGUGACGACGAGGAUGCAGAAAGUAGUGUGGAUUUGUUGAUCAGAUUCUUUCAGAGCAUGUUUAAGAAAGUGUCUAAGCGAGCCAAGAAAGCUUCUCGCUCUGUUUUGCCCACAGUAAUAUCGCCCCAGCUUGUUUCUUUUGCUGUUGAUGGAACUCUGCUACUUGCUUCGCUUUCUGUUGUCAAAGCGCUGCUUGAGGUCAUGUGCACUCUUGGAGGCACUGUAUUUGCUGCAAUUCUGGUCCUGCGUGUGAUUUGGGCUGCAGUUUCUUACUUUCAGUCAAGUGGGAAUAGCUUCAAUCAAGGGGGAAAUUCAUUUGGUGCCGUGGCCUAAAGGCCCAAACCGCUUUUCAACCUUUAGCAAAAGAUGGCCAAUGUAAGUUUUUUAAGAUGAGAAUGAGAUUUGAACUCAUGAUCUUGUAUAAAUAAUUGAAAUUCCUUGUUACUUGCCUAAUGGCUUAUUCAUGUUAGUUUUAUGGCAUGCAAAUGAAGUAUUAGUAGAAUUUUCUUGGGGUAUAUAUUUUACUUGAUUAUCUUUGAUCUUAAA
Vigna unguiculata (cowpea) is the source of this 884-nucleotide messenger RNA. RefSeq names its product short hypocotyl in white light1 (gene SHW1). The record is from RefSeq and is a predicted model, not a curated record. Lineage: Eukaryota; Viridiplantae; Streptophyta; Magnoliopsida; Fabales; Fabaceae. Gene Ontology annotation, biological process: negative regulation of photomorphogenesis; regulation of abscisic acid-activated signaling pathway.